Molecule: messenger RNA, 1462 nt
Organism: Oncorhynchus kisutch (coho salmon)
Lineage: Eukaryota; Metazoa; Chordata; Actinopteri; Salmoniformes; Salmonidae
Gene: tbx22
Product: T-box transcription factor 22
Exons: 9
Coding region: 140-1462 (440 amino acids)
Biological process (GO): regulation of transcription by RNA polymerase II; cell fate specification; positive regulation of DNA-templated transcription
Cellular component (GO): nucleus; chromatin
Molecular function (GO): DNA-binding transcription factor activity, RNA polymerase II-specific; RNA polymerase II cis-regulatory region sequence-specific DNA binding
Source: RefSeq, a predicted model, not a curated record
CAUAGCCACAUGAACAGAAGACAGAUAGACGGACCGGGGGCUCGCAGAGGCCCUGGGUGAAGCGGAAAACGGAACAGCGCACGACAAGAGUGCAGUUUUCAGGACCCCAGAGAAAGGAGACUAACCGCCUCGCGCCAGGAUGCAGGGUCUGAGCUCACGAGCCCACGCUUUCUCGGUGGAAGCGUUGGUCGGUAAAACGAUAAAGAGGAUGAAGAAGGAGAACGGGAAGGACUCGAGCUCACCGGGAGACACAGAGACGGAGACAAGCUCUGUUCGACAGGAGACAUACGAGCACGAUUACCCAAACGACCAGAGGAGGAAGGCUGGUAACACGCCAAGAAGGCUGGGAGAGUGCGAAUCUGAGCCGGGGAGAGAAGAAAGGACAAGGACGGGAGAUAGUGACUCUAACCCGGGUAGAGAGGAGAGAGAGGUCCUGGUGGAGCUCCAGGGUUCGGAUCUGUGGAGCAGGUUCCAUGAGAUCGGGACAGAGAUGAUUAUUACCAAAGCCGGCAGGAGGAUGUUCCCGUCCUUGCGCGUAAAGGUGCGUAACUUGGACCCGUGCCAGCAGUACUACAUCGCCAUGGACGUUUUGCCCGUCGACUCCAAACGAUACAGGUAUGUGUACCACAGCUCUCAGUGGAUGGUGGCAGGAAAUACGGACCACUCCUGCAUCGCGCCGCGCUUGUACAUGCACCCGGACUCCCCGUGCGUGGGCGAGACGUGGAUGCGUCAGGUGAUCAGCUUCGAUCGGGUCAAACUGACCAAUAACGAGAUGGAGGACAAGGGACACAUCAUUCUACAGUCAAUGCAUAAGUACAAGCCUCGCGUCCAUGUGAUCCGCCACAACCCCCAGCUGGACCUAUCAAAAAUCCCCUCGCUGCCCACUGAGGGUAUGGCCAGCUUCUCCUUCCCAGAGACAGAGUUCACCACCGUGACAGCCUAUCAGAACCAACAGAUCACCAAAUUGAAGAUUGACAGGAACCCAUUCGCUAAGGGCUUCAGAGACCCAGGACGGAAUAGGGGCGUGUUGGACGGCCUCAUGGAGUCCUAUCCCUGGAGUCUGGAGUUCAAACCAUUUACUCUACAGCUACAAGGAGCCAGACCCUACCCUUCCCCCCGACGCUACUCCCCCCUGCCGCCCCUCCUCUCGGCCCUGCCAGGGAAGAAGGCUCCAGGCUUCAGUGCUCUGUGUCUUCAGGGGGGCAUUCCUGGACAUCCUCCCAGCCUGCAGCCACACCCCCUACAGGCCCCUCCCUCUCACAGCUCCCCGCGGGGACCUGGCCCUCACUACCCUCACCGCUCCCACCCAGACCCAGCUCUCCCGUACUGUCUGUACCGCUCCAAUCUACCCAGAAACGCUCACCUCGCUGCUUUCUCAUGCCACGCCAAACUGGCUGACAGCACCACAGACUGUCUGCUACGCCAGACACCCUGGAACACCACCAUCAACCACUGCCUCUGA